Molecule: messenger RNA, 2502 nt
Organism: Ascochyta rabiei
Lineage: Eukaryota; Fungi; Ascomycota; Dothideomycetes; Pleosporales; Didymellaceae
Exons: 2
Coding region: 1-2502 (833 amino acids)
Biological process (GO): iron ion transport; intracellular iron ion homeostasis; copper ion import
Cellular component (GO): plasma membrane
Molecular function (GO): ferric-chelate reductase activity
Source: RefSeq, a predicted model, not a curated record
AUGCCGGCGAUAGUAGAAGCAAUAACGGGCCAAUCAGGGCUGGCUCUGGGGAACAUCGAAACCACAGCUACACAUGCGCAGCGUGAUGUCGCAAACGUCGUUGCGUCGCUCGUACGACGGUUAAACAUACCAUACAACAGCACAAGUCCAUCAGGAUUGAUAGAAGCCAACACAUUGGACCCUUGGAACAAGAGUGGCAAAUACGCUCUUGCCUUUGUCUACUUCUGCAUACCGCUACUCACCAUCGCUGCGCUGCUGCGCUACUAUCACCUGUUCACGGAUAAGAUCCGGACCGCGCUACACCAAGAAGAGGUAUUACAAUCCUCGGCGACAUCCUCCCCCGAUACAGACUACGAGAUGUCAGUUCUCUAUACUGACAAGUCUACUAUGAAGUUCUUCCCUCGAGAAGGCCCAUUGCCAAGUGGGCCAAAGACACAGUCCAGUGUGUCGUCAGUCAGGCCAAUCAAUAACUUGGUGGCCCUUUUUCGUUUCAUUUUCUAUCGACCAGUUCGACAGAUCAACAUCCGCAAAGGCUGGAGGCCACUGGUGUUUCCUUCAUUGAGCGUCAUUGUCAUCGUACUGUUGGCCUUUGCGGUAGGGAUACUCUACUGCUGUUUACCCCAGCCCCUGUUCUGGCAGAGCAUCGCCUAUGGAUCGCCACCACUUGCCGUUCGUGCUGGCAUGAUGGCAGUCGCCUUGCUACCAUGGAUCGUUGCGCUCUCAAUGAAGGCCAACCUGAUCACAAUAGUGACUGGUAUCAGCCACGAGCGGCUGAAUGUGUUGCACAGGUGGGCGGCCUACUUGUGCCUUGUGCUUAGCAUCUUGCAUACCGUACCCUUCUACGUCACUCCAAUCUGGGAGAAAGGCGCUCGAAAAGUCUUCGAAAGCUUCUUCCAGCAGAGCGGCUUCUAUGCCUACGGUACUGGUAUCGCCGCUUUCGUGCCGCUAUGCUUCCUGUGCACGCACUCGAUCGCGCCGCUUCGCCAUCGGAUGUAUGAGCUCUUCGUAGCCCUCCAUGUACCUGUCGCUAUGGUCUUCCUCGGCAUGAUGUUUUGGCAUUGCAACAACUACCUCACUUCCUGGCACUACCUUUUCUCCACCCUCGGCAUCUGGAUAUCUUCGUACUUCAUGCGCUUGUUCUUUUUGAACUGGUCGAACCCGUUCCGGUUAUCGUGGCUCAUCGGAGACGAAGCAGCUGUAACACUCAUGCCGGAGAAUGCUGUCAAGAUCACGAUCCCCACCCAGACCAAGUGGAGACCUGGGCAGUAUGUCUACCUCCGGAUGCCCGGUAUCUCAGUAUUCGAGAACCAUCCCUUCACCAUCGCAUCGCUGUGCGACGAUGACUUCCCCUCGGAGUACGGGGAGGGCUACAGAGACAUGGUCCUUGUCUUUAGACCGUUCGGUGGCUUCACGAAGAAGGUGGUCGAAAGCGCGUUGACACACGGUCCGUGGCACACAUACCGUGCCUUUGUAGAUGGACCAUACGGUGGCAUGCAACGGCGCAUCGAAGCAUUCGACGAUGUCGUGCUUAUCGCUGGAGGCAGUGGCAUCACCGCGAUCAUCUCGCAGCUUCUCUGCCUCAUCAAGAAGAUGCGCGACGGCAAAGCUGUCACGCGCAAGAUCCACGUCAUCUGGGCACUGAAGCGUCCCGAGACGAUGGAAUGGUUCAAAGAAGAACUGCGCAUCUGCCGCGAGUUUGCGCCUCCAGAGAGCGUAGAAUGCCAAUUCUACAUCACCGCAGCGAAACGAGUCGUAGGCGGAGGACUCGUCAGCGCAAAGACACCAACACGGCCUGUGUCGAUGUUCUUCCACGACAAAGUCAACGAUGCCUUCCAGAACUUUGCAGACCACCGCCUCUCCGGCAUAUCUGGCAUCUCCUCGAAGCGUCACUCGGCCCUGAUCCGUGACGAAGCCCAAGGCGACCCGGAGAAGGAAAACGAACUACGCCGCGAGAACGAAGACCACAUCACCGCGCUCCCCCAAGCACACGUGAGACACCUCGCGCCUCCCCGACCAAGCUACCAGAGCAGCUACUCGGACACAUCAUCAAACCACGACAUAAUCUCGCCCGCGCCCGAACCCACGACGGCACGCCGCACGGACCGCAAUCUCUCGCUCGACAUCUCGCAAGCCAUCAAAUCCAACGCAGCCGCCAUAAACCCAGACAUGUACGACCCAGGCGAGCCCUCCAACGUGCAGGGUUUCGACUUCGGCUUUCCCUCGACCCCCACCGAGUUCCAGAAGAACCUGAUGCGCUUCGCCUUCCUCCCUGCGGCCGUCAAGAAGAAGGACGGCUGGAGCACAGAGUACGGACGUCCGGAUAUUCCGUUCCUGCUCAAGGGGCUGAGCAAGGGCUUUGGACGCCGCACCUGCGUCUUCAUCUGCGGUCCGCCUGGUAUGCGCGUCAGCGUUAGCGAGACGGUCGCAGAUCUGCAGCGGAGCGUGUGGAGCGACGGCGAGCGGGACGAGAUCUUCCUACAUGCCGAGAACUAUGCGCUGUAG